Messenger RNA from Hyalella azteca, 1163 nucleotides. RefSeq names its product nuclear transcription factor Y subunit alpha-like. Lineage: Eukaryota; Metazoa; Arthropoda; Malacostraca; Amphipoda; Hyalellidae. The record is from RefSeq and is a predicted model, not a curated record. The annotation marks the transcript as partial. Gene Ontology annotation, molecular function: protein binding. The transcript is spliced from 3 exons.
AAAUGCCGUCGCAGAACUCAGCUGUCGCAGCAGGCGACGAGCAGCUGCAGCAGAUGGAGCUGCUUGGUGCCAUAGGCUUCUCAGGGGAGGUACGUCAUGCUCUCCAUCUCCUACCCUCUGGGGAGAUCAUCUUCCCUUUGGGGGCAGGAGUUUGCAUCCGCCAGGGGAUGGUUGGCAGAGUGGAACAAACUGCUGAGGGGAAGAUUGAGACGGAACUUCAACACGACCUCCUUAGAACGGGAGCAUCAGCAGCACGCUCAACUGGAUCGUCGAGCUCAAUAAACAACAGUAUUAGUAACGGAAGCAAAAACAGUAACAAUAACAGUAACAAUAACGGAAGCAACAACAGUAACAACAACAAACACAACGAAUCACUUCGUACGAAGUCGAAUCUCAGUGGGACCUCUCACGAGAAGCAUCGCACUGAGGCGAGGAGCCGUGAAGUCACAGGAAGACCACGCCGGGGAUCUGAUAAAUCCAGUAAGACCGACUCGUCUCUAUCACAUGUCCAGGACUCGCUGGACAGCGAAUAUUUGGCACAGGGUUUGCAGAGACGAACGCAGCAGCGCGGUUGUGGUGUGGUGGGGGUACGGCAGCUGGAGGAACUCUACCGCUCCAUGCCCUCUGUCAACUUUGACGCCAUUGCGAAGGCUACCCGAAGCGUCAGCACUCGCGUCGGAGUGGGUAGCAGUUCGUCGGUGGAAUCUCUACCUCCUGUCCAAGAUAAGAGUCAUCAAAAGUCAACUAAUGGCAGUGAAGACCUUUCCGGUGGGACGAAACACCAAGAGCCUGUUGGUGGGGGUGGUCGAAGAUCUAGUACCAAUGAAGUGAUAGGCUACCAGCACUCAAUCGGUAACGAUGUCCAGACUGGAAACAUUGACAGCUUUCGUAAAGAGAGUCCAAGUUACAAUCAAGAUGGCAGCGGAGGCAGGUUUACACAGAAAGCGCAUAAUCACUUUUUGCGUCGACAUGAAAUCUUGAGCGGCCAUAAGUCGCGUGUGACUGCGCUGGCGGUCUCGGCCGACGGAAGCAUCAUAGUUUCAGCGGAAGAAGGGCAGCCGGCCGGUCAGGGAUUGGUGUGCGUGUGGAGACGUGACGUCACAGGGUGGGCGCUGGUGGGGCAUCACAGGGGGCACCCCGAGGGAUACUUAAAUUUAAAAAGC